Molecule: messenger RNA, 1096 nt
Organism: Cucumis melo (muskmelon)
Lineage: Eukaryota; Viridiplantae; Streptophyta; Magnoliopsida; Cucurbitales; Cucurbitaceae
Product: protein LEAD-SENSITIVE 1
Exons: 2
Coding region: 187-951 (254 amino acids)
Source: RefSeq, a predicted model, not a curated record
AAUUAAUAUAUAAUUAAAGUGGGUUUUUUCUUCUCUUUGCAAGUUAUGCUUCAUUUCUCCGCUAGUUCUUCUCCGUAACCCCUCCGUUUAAGCUUUCUGCUCUUUCUUCAUCUCUCUCCCUAAGAAUUUCUUAUCAUAUUUAAAUGGAAUCGUAAUCCGUGUGAUUUUUCUUCAUAGUCCCGUAAGAUGGGAGUGCUGUCCAAUAAGAUUUCAAGGGAGGAAUUGAAACCGGGGGAUCACAUCUAUUCUUGGAGGCAGGCCUAUAUUUAUGCUCAUCACGGGAUUUUUAUUGGUGAUGGAAAAGUGAUCCACUUCACUCGGGGAGGAGGCCUGGAGAUCGGCUCAGGAACGGUAUUAGACCGAUUCCUUGUUAGUUCAUCUCCUCACUCUCCAGACAAUCCAUGUCCUGUAUGUGGUGAUCAGUCAUUUGGUGAUGGCGUAAUCUGUUCGUGUUUGGAUUGUUUUCUUGGUGGUGGAGAUCUUUACAUCUUUGAAUAUGGUGUCACGCCUAUGUUCUUUCUCGCGAAAGCCCGUGGCGGGACUUGCACUCUUGCUUCUUCUGAUUUGUCUGAAGUUGUCCUACAUCGCGCUUCUUUUCUCCUUCAAAAUGGAUUUGGUAUGUACAACAUCUUCAAGAACAACUGUGAAGACUUUGCCAUCUAUUGUAAAACAGGAUUGCUUGUUUACACGACCCUCAGCGUUGGUAGGAGCGGACAGGCUGCAUCAUUCCUUGCAGCCACGAGUGCGAUUGUCUCUUCACCACUUCGAUAUUUAACCACAAGUUGUAGCGGUCUAGCGCUUGUGGGUGUGGGCACGUAUUGUGUUAGUCGACUUGUUUCUGACAUUGGAGUGCGUCGUGAUGUCGUUAAAAUCCCGGUCGAGGAACUUGUGGCUAGAGCUAGCAGCAGCAAUGCUCCAGAGGAGGCAACACUAACGGCCAAGGAACAAUAGUGUUAUUGUUGGCUUCGACUAAACCAAAGAAUUGUCUUGAAAGUGUGAAAAACCAAUUCUUAAUUACUCCCUUGUAAUAAUUGUAUUGGAAUUUGUAUCCACAUUGUUGAAACUAAACUUUGGUUAUGUUGCAAGUUAUCUGUCA